GCCCUUCAUUCCAGAAUCGAUCACCAGCGAGACUUAUUGUUGUGGAGAAUGAAGACCGUACAUUCGAACGGCGACAUGCUGUCUGAGAGGAGGCAGAGGAGCGGACAUUUAAUGAGCUUCAUUGCAGCAUGUGGAGAGUACCCUCAAGCUGCCACCACCCUAUAUGCUAUCCUCAACGUUGACCGUUGUUCCAAAUCCCUCGACUUACAACUGGGCGUCAACUAACUCUCGUAUUUUGCUUCUAGCUUACUACUAUACGUGCAACUCGUUGGGCUUCUGGACUUCUCGAGUCUUCACGGCUUGCUCAAACGAAUAUUGACGAAGAUUGAGACAACUUAA
This is a messenger RNA of Aspergillus ruber CBS 135680, 339 nucleotides long. RefSeq lists its product as uncharacterized. The transcript has a single exon. The record is from RefSeq and is a predicted model, not a curated record. NCBI's taxonomy places the organism in Eukaryota, Fungi, Ascomycota, Eurotiomycetes, Eurotiales, Aspergillaceae. Bases 49 to 225 code for a protein of 58 amino acids.